CUGCUCUACAGCUGUAUGACCUACAUCAUUAUUCUGUCCUGGGCUUUGCUCUAUCUGGUGUUCUCCUUCAGCUCACAGCUUCCCUGGGCCAGCUGCAACAAUUACUGGAACACAGAUGACUGCGUAGACUUUUCAACACAAAACAAAACCUUUGAAUGGACAGACCAGACGAACUCAUCUUCUGCUGCCACAGAGUUCUGGGAACGACGAGUGCUGGGUAUCUCAGGGGGGAUUGAGGAAAUAGGCAGCAUCAGGUGGGAGUUGCUGUUGUGCCUCAUUACAAUGUGGAUCAUCUGCUACUUUUGUAUCUGGAAAGGGGUCAGGUCUACAGGAAAGGUGGUGUAUUUUACUGCUACCUUCCCCUAUGUGAUGUUGGUAAUUCUUUUGAUCCGUGGACUCUCUCUCCCUGGGGCUCUACAAGGAGUACUGUAUUAUGUUCUGCCUGAACUCUCACGACUCACAGACCCACAGGUUUGGAUGGAGGCUGGGGCUCAGAUCUUCUUCUCAUACAGUGUGGGUGUGGGCUCUUUAACUGUGCUAGGCAGCUAUAACACCUACAACAACAACUGCUAUAAAGACUGUCUGUGGCUGUGUUUGCUGAACAGUUGUACCAGUGUGGUGGCUGGUUUUGCAGUCUUCUCUGUACUGGGAUUCAUGGCUCAUGAGCAAGGUGUCCCCAUUGCAGAAGUGGCAGAGUCAGGUCCAGGCUUGGCAUUCAUUGCAUACCCACAGGCUGUAGCCAUGAUGCCUCUUCCCCAACUGUGGUCCAUCUGUUUCUUUGUCAUGCUCAUUCUCUUGGGUCUGGACACACAAUUUGUUGCUAUGGAGGUGGUGAUGACAUCCAUCAUAGAUUUGUUUUCCACAGUAAUGCGCAGGGCAGGCCGGCGGGAAGGCCUUCUCCUCCUCUUCUGCCUCACAUGCUUCUUCUCUCAGCUGGUCAUGAUCACUGAGGGAGGAAUGUAUGUGUUCCAGAUGUUUGACUACUACGCCUGUAAUGGAGCCUGCAUCCUCUUUCUCUGUGUGUUUGAAACCCUGGCACUGGGAUGGGUAUUUGGGGCAGAGCGGAUAUUUGGCAUUAUCAAGGACAUGACAGGUGUGCACGCCAACCCGUUCUUUAAAAUCUGCUGGCUUUACCUCACACCACUGGUCUCGCUGGGCUCUUUUAUAUGUUCUUUAGUUGAGUACCAGCCUCUGACCUUUAACCGCUGGUAUGUGUACCCAACCUGGGCAUACGUGUUGGGCUGGCUACUGGCCCUCUCCUCUAUUCUGCUAGUGCCAGGAUGGGCGCUGUAUAAACUGGGAACUGGGCCUGGGAACCUCACUCAGCGUUUCCAUCAUCUGUGCCGACCUGACCCUGACUGCUCACCGACCCAAAAGAGAGAAACUGAGCUGCAACACAUUGAAGGGGGAAAUCUGCAACAUCUGUUGAUAUGA
Perca flavescens (yellow perch) is the source of this 1434-nucleotide messenger RNA. RefSeq names its product sodium- and chloride-dependent GABA transporter 2. The record is from RefSeq and is a predicted model, not a curated record. Bases 16 to 1434 code for a protein of 472 amino acids. NCBI's taxonomy places the organism in Eukaryota, Metazoa, Chordata, Actinopteri, Perciformes, Percidae. The transcript has 12 exons. Gene Ontology annotation, biological process: nitrogen compound transport; amino acid transport; sodium ion transmembrane transport. Gene Ontology annotation, cellular component: cell projection; plasma membrane. Gene Ontology annotation, molecular function: gamma-aminobutyric acid:sodium:chloride symporter activity.